AUGAUUCUUCCCUCAUGGGACGUCUCCUCGAAGCCCGUCCUCGAGGUCGAUCGACUCUGCCGCUUGGUGGAUUUCUUGCCCCGCCGCGGGUGCGCCCUCCGCCCAGAGCUCGAGGUGUCCGUCGAGGAGCUGCUGUUCUCCUGCGACUUGACCGGUUCUGCGGGUGGAGGAGCAGGCGGUCCCUCGGCCCAUACCAAGGCACCUCCCCAGGUCCUCGGCCCAUACCAAGGCACCUCCCCCAGGGACCAGGUCCCCAAGGCAUCCUCGGCCCAUACCCAGAGGAAUCUCCCCCAGGUCCUCGGCCAUUACCAAGGCAACCCUCCCCCAGGACAUCCCCCCAGGUCCUAUCGGGCCAUACCAAGGUACCUCCCUCAGGAUUCCCCCGGUCCCUCGGCCCAUACGCAAGGCACCUCCCAGGACCUCUUCCCCUCCCCUUGGACCAUAUCCAAAGCUCCCUCCUCUCAGGUCCCCGGCCCAUACCAAGGCACCCCCCCUACUUGGUCCCUCGGCCCAUACCAAGGCACCUCCCUCAGGUCCCUCGGCCCUUACCAAGGCUCCCUUCUCGGGCCCAUUACCAAGGACCUCCCCAGGUCCCUCGGCCCAUACCAAGGCUCCCUCCCCCAGGACCUCCCCAGGUCCCUCGGCCCAUACCAAGGCACCUCCUCCAGGACCCCACGCCAGGUUCCCCGGCCAUACCAGGCACCUCCUCAGGUUCCCUCGGCCCAUUACCAGGCACCUCCCCAGGACCUCUUCCCCCAGGUCCCUCGGCCCAUACCAAGGCACCUCCCCCAGGACCUCUUCCCCCAGGUCCCUCGGCCCAUACCAAGGCUCCCUCCUCCAGGUCCCUCGGCCCAUACCAAGGCACCUCCCCCAGGACUCCCCCUUCCCCCAGGUCCCUCGGCCCAUACCAAGGCAUCUCCUCAGGUCCUCGGCCCUACCAAGGCUCCUCCCCCAGGACCUCUUCCCCCAGGUCCCUCGGCCCAUACCAAAGCUCCCUCCUCCAGGUCCCUCGGCCCAUACCAAGGCACCUCCCCCAGGACCUCUUCCCCCAGGUCCCUCGGCCCAUACCAAAGGCUCCCAUCCCCCAGGUCCUCGGCGGCCCAGGCCCACGGCCAACCUCCCCCAGGACCUCUUCCCCAAGUCCCUCGGCCCAUACCCAAGGACUCCCCAGGUCCCUCAGCGCCCAUACCAAGGCACCUCCCCCAGGACCUCUUCCCCCAGGUCCCUCGGCCCAUACCAAGGCACCUCCCCCAGGACCUCUUCCCCCCAAGUCAGGUCCCGGUCCAUACCAAGGCACCUCCCCCAGGACCUCUUCCCCCAAAUCCCUCGGCCCAUACCAAGGAACCUCCCCCAGGUCCCUCGGCCCAUACCAAGGUACCUCCCCCAGGUCCCUCGGCCCAUACCAAGGCACCUCCCCCAGGACCUCUUCCCCCAGGUCCCUCGGCCCAUACCAAGGCACCUCCCCCAGGACCUCUUCCCCAGGUUCCGCUCGCCAUAACCAAGGCUCCCUCCCCCCCAGGUUCCCUCGCGGCCCAUACCAGGCACCUCCCCCAGGACCUCUUCCCCCAGGUCCUCGCGCCCAUACCAAGGCACUCCCCAGGACCUCCUUCCCCCAGGUCCUCGGCCCAUACCAAGGCUCCUCCCCCAGGUCCCUCGGCCAUACCAAGGCACCUCCCCAGGACCUCUUCCCGCGGUCCUCGGGCCAUACCCAGGUCCCUCGGCCCUUACCAAGGCACCUCCCCAGGACCCUCAGGGUCCUUCGGCCCCCGCGUACCUCCCCUAGGCUUCCCCCAGUCCUCGGCCCAUACCAAGGCUCCCCAAGGACCCUCUCGCCCCAGGUCCCUCGGCCCAUACCAAGGCACCUUCCUCAGGGUCCUCGGCCAUAACAAGGCACCCCCCAGGACUCUUCCCCAGGUCCCUGGCCCAUACCAAGGCACCUCCCUCAGUCCUCGGCCCUUAAGCUCCCUCCCUAGGACCUCUUCCCCCAGGUCCCUCGGCCCAUACCAAGGGCCCCCUCCCCCAGGACCUCUUCCCCCAGGUCCUCGCCCAUACCAAAGGCACCCUCCCCAGGACCUCUCCCCAGGUCCCUCGGCCCAUACCUCCCCCAAGGCACCAAGGCACCUCCAGGUCUCGGGCCCUUCGAAGGCUCCCCCCGCAGGACCUCGGCCCCCCAGUCCCUCGCCCAUACCAAGGCACCUCCCCAGGACCUCUCCCCCAGGUCCCUCGGCCAUACCAAGGCUCCCUCUCCAGGUCCCUCGGCCCAUACCAAGGCCCCUCCCCAGGACCUCUUCCCCAGGCCCUCCCCCAAUACCAAGGCAUCCCUCAGGUCCCUCGGCCCAUACCAAGGCAUUCCCUCAAGGUCCCUCGGCCAUUAACAAGGCUCCUCCCCCAGGACCUCUUCCAUCCUCGGCCCAUCCAAAGCUUCCCCCUCCUGCCAGGCCCUCGGCCCCUACCAAGGCACCUCCCCCAGGACCUCUUCCCCCAGGUCCCUCGGCCCAUACCAAGGCACCUCCCCCAGGACCUCUUACCAGGCCCCAGGUCCCUCGGCCCAUACCAAGGCUCCCUCCCCCAGGUCCCUCGGCCCAUACCAAGGACCUCCCCAGGUCUUCGGCCCAUACCAAGGACCUCCCUAGGACUUCCCCCAGGUCCCUCGGCCCAUACAAGGCACCCUCCCCCAGGACCUCUUCCCCCAGGUCCCUCGGGUCCUCCUCCAGGCCCCGCCCAUACCAAGGCACCAUCCCCCCCGGACCUCUUCCCCCAGGUCCCUCGGCCCAUACCAAGGCACCUCCCUCAGGUCCCUCGGCCCUUACCAAGGCUCCCUCCCCCAGGACCUCUUCCCCCAGGUCCCUCGGCCCAUACCAAGGCUCCCUCCCCCAGGACCUUCCCCCAGGUCCCCUCGGCCCAUACCAAGGCACCUACCCGGACCUCUUCCCCCAGGUCCUCGCCCCAUCUCCCCAGGACCUCCCCCAGGUCCCUCGGCCCAACUCCCUUCCCCCAGGUCCCUCGGCCGCAUACCAAGGCCCUCCCCAGGACCUCUUCCCCCCCAGGUCCCUCGGCCCAUACCAAAGGCUCCCUCCUCCAGGUCCCCUCGGCCCAUACCAAGGCACCUCCCCGCCCAGGACCGUCUUCCCCCAGGUCCCUCGGCCCAUACCAAGGCACCUCCCUCAGGUCCCUCGGCCCUUACCAAGGCUCCCUCCCCCAGGACCUCCCCAGGUCCCUCGGCCCAUACCAAGGCUCCCUCCUCCAGGUCCCUCGGCCCAUACCAAGGCACCUCCCCCAGGACCUCUUCCCCCAGGUCCCUCGGCCCAUACCAAGGCACCCGUUUCCCCCAGGUCCCUCGGCUCCAGAUCCAAGGCACCUCCCCAGGACCUUCUUCCCCAAAAUACCCUAUCGGCCCACAUAUCCAAGGAACCUCCCCCCAGGUCCUCGCGCCAUAACCGAAGAGCCACUCCCCCAGGACACUCUUCCCGGCCGAGGUGUCCCGUCGCCCCAAUAGCCAAAUCAGGCACGCACCGUCUGAAUUUCCACCCCAAGAGUGCCUAUCCCGUCGGGCCCAUAACCAAGCGAACUCACCCCAGAGUCCUCGGCCCAUACCGAGAUAUGGGUACCUCCUCCGCCAGGUUCCUCGGCGCCAUAGCCCAAGUACCUCCUUACCCCCCUCCAACGGUCCCCUCGGCCCACAAGACCAAGCAGCUGGCCCAUUCACCCCAGGCUCACCUCUCGGCCAUAUCCGGUGUAAGGCAACCUCUCCCCAGGACACUCUUUGCGCCCCAGAGUUCCUUUCGCGCUCCAGUAUUGGUCCUCGAAGCACCCCGUUCCGUGUACCCGCUGAGAUCUCUUUCCCCGCCGGUUCCUCGUGUCUUCGCGGGCCCGGCGUGA
Messenger RNA from Penaeus vannamei (Pacific white shrimp), 3879 nucleotides. Lineage: Eukaryota; Metazoa; Arthropoda; Malacostraca; Decapoda; Penaeidae. The record is from RefSeq and is a predicted model, not a curated record.